AUAGACGCCCUUCUUAUCUUCUCAAUCGGUCCCACCCUAUAGAGAGAUACGUUGUGUUGAACUCGCGUACUUCGUGAGUUCUAAGUAGGAAGUGGCAGGUAUUGAUGCUCUCAAAUGCAUUGACAGAUAUCCUGCAAAGCAUGCCGUAAGCACCUGGCCCAGACUCAAGAGAAACACCAACGAUACAACUUAAUCUUCGCUGAAAGACAACUGCAGUUAGGAAGAUCAAACUCCGACACAUUCUCGGCUCCUGCGCCUUGGAUUUUAGAGUCCUGAAAAUCUAUGACGAUCUUUAGAAUCGUUGAACCCACUUUGAAAUGCUCAUCGCAUAAGCUUGAAGACAAGUGGCGCUUCUACGGAAGAAGUGUGGAAUGGUAGCAUUGAGGAGCAAUCCAGAUUGACUAAUGUGUUUUUUGGCCAGGGAUUGUUGUCUGAAUCGAAGGAUAUUAUGGCGGGAAUUUACGGGAAUAUAUCGCGUCUGGCUUGGUUAAUCGUCUGCGCGUUCCAUAUGAUCUCAUCAGUGCUCACACAAGAUCCCUGCGCUACCAGUCCUUGCCUGAGUGAUGCUACAUGUGUUGCUGUAACUCCCAAUCAGUACUCGUGUGUUUGCCCUGCUGGCUUCACCGGUAGCACAUGCACCCUAGACACACCUUGUUUUCCAAACCCAUGUCAGAAUGGCGCUGGAUGCAUCAAUCGAAUAGACACCUUUCAGUGCGCCUGUUCCCCGGGCUACUCUGGACAGCUCUGUGAGAUCGUUGCUAAUUCUUGUGUUCGAGGACCAUGUAAGAAUGGUGGUGCAUGUAUAGCUGAUGGAGCUGAUUUCGUUUGUAGGUGUGCUUUCGGCUGGAUGGGGGAGACUUGUGAAGAGCCCGAUUCCUGUAACAGCCAGCCGUGUUUGAAUGGCGGUACAUGUAUUACGGCCCUAGGAGGGUUGUUACAUCACUGUCAAUGUCGUACAGGCUUCACUGGUAGUGAAUGUGAAAUUAAUAUGAUCCCCUGCAUCAGCGAUCCUUGCAUGAACGGCGGUGUGUGCCUACAGCCUCAAAAUACCUAUGACUACAGGUGUUUUUGUGAGGGCGAUUUUACCGGAAUCAAUUGCGAGUUCAGAAUAAACCCGUGUUUGAGCAACCCUUGCCAGAACAGAGCUUCGUGUUUUAGUCGACAAGAUAGAACUGGUUAUAUCUGUAACUGUGCCGAUGGAUUUGAAGGGAUUUUCUGCGAAAACCGUACCCCAGCAUGUAGUGUCAAUGCCUGUCAGAAUGGAGCGACUUGUAUGGAAAUUAACGUGAAUACUUACAACUGCACAUGUCCAAAUAACUACUACGGAAGUCGCUGUGAAAUAGCUGGUGCGUGUGUCACUAAUAACGAUUGCAGAAACGGAGCGACCUGUGUUGGAGGACCCAACCCUUCUGAUCAAUCGUGUCUGUGCAGGCCGUAUUACAAUGGUGAACGGUGUGAACUUGAUGAACGCAGUCCAUGUUUGAGUGACCCGUGUAUGAAUAACGGAUCAUGUUAUAGUUCAGAUCCCUCGAGAUUUGUAUGUACAUGCCCUGUUGGAUAUGAAGGCCCACAUUGUGAAACAGAGACGUGUCCUAUAGUUGAGUGUCAGAACGGUGGAUCAUGUGUGGAAUACCAACAGAGUCGAUACUGUGUGUGUGCUGAUGACUGGACGGGUUCAUUCUGUGAGUUAGGCAUUCAAAACUGUGAUCCCAACCCGUGUAAGAAUAAUGCAUUUUGUGCAAAGAUUGGAGGCGAGACCACGUGCUAUUGUCCACGAGGAUUCAGGGGAGAAAGAUGUGAAACCAUGAUCAUCAAUUUCAACAUAUUUAACUCAGCGAAUCACCAACGAUAUGGACUGUAUCUAAUUCUCUCAGGAAUCUUACUGAACUUGGUGGUAUUUUUCUUAUAAACCUUGAUCUAUAAUCGAUAGUCACUGACUGGUUUUAUUUAACUAACUGAAAUUUUAGAAAGAAAUGAAUAAAUUAAUUGAGAUAUUGUUUUUGUUAUGAACUACGAUUAUAUCGACCAAAGUUUGAGCCCCAAAUUGCUAAAGCCCACAAGGCCGAUAGCCCACGAGACCGAUAUUCUAUACAGAAGACCCGGGAUGUAACAUAAUAGGCCUAUUUUUUAAGUUAACUCGACCCAUUGUCUGUAUUUUUUAACCUGCCUCUGGAGCAGUGUUGACAUUGUUCCCACUUAUUGCGACAACCUCUGGAUAGUAACUGAUGUGAAAGUGGCUUAAUGACUAAUGGCAAUUCGAACAAUCCAUACCGGAGUUUCUAAAGGCACAAUAUUCUACUCAUCUCUACACCAUCACGAAUCGAGGAAAGGGUAUCAAGAUUUCGAUCAUUUAAACAAAUGUUUAAUAUAAAAAGAAGAAGCUUUCUAUUCACGUGAGUUUUAUAUAUGAAGCCUAUGAAGAAAUAUAUUCUUAUUUUAAUAUUAAUAAGAGAUAAUUGAUUAUAUUAAUUAUAUACGUGCUUGCGUUUUUUAAUAUUUUACAGUGGUUGAUUGAUUUUUCUACAUAUAUUUUCUAUUCUGAGAGGAAGGUUGUUGGUGAUUGUAAUAUUUUUUUAAAUAAUAAAUUGUUCAUGUAUAUAGCAAUAUUUAUGAGACUUUCAUUGUUAUAAGUUUGAUUAUCCGUUUGUGUUUCUUGAUAUAGGAAAGAUUCUGUAGCAGAAACUGAUCGGAUCGGGCUAAAUUUGAUACCUAUAAUUGUAAUACUUCAUCAUUAGAAAACAAUAAUUUUGGUGCUAUGUUCAUAAGAUUUUUUUCUAUAUCAAUAACUGUUCUCAACAUGAGAAUAAAAAUUUAUGAUAUGGUAUUGAUCUUUACAAAAGAAUAUCCCUUGGUGGCUGUCAAUUGAGUGUUUUUAUCAAAUGUUCUUUAUUAUAGUUGUACAAAAUAAAAGCGUAUAAAGUAUUUUUUGUGAAAUGUAUAAUAAUUCCUUUAAAGUCUUUUCAUUUCUAUAACAAAAUAUUUUUUAUUGUGGUUCUGUAAUGUUUGAGUUUUAAUAACUCUAGUGAUGAAUCAUAUUUCAUGCCUUAUUUUAUGUAUUCUUGAAUUUUUGAAUAAGUGUAGUAGUUCUUUUAACUAACCAAAGUCAUUUCAAUCGCGUUUUGUUUAACAUUUUCAAAAUAACACACAGUGUAAAGAUUAAUAUGUAAUUUCAAGAAAUUACUUAAAACAAUUUAUUAAAAAUAUAUCCAAAUUAAUAUUGAUUAGUUUCGGCCACUUUUAUUUUCUUGCUCCAUCAUACCUUUUUAUUUGGCAAUUUCACAUUUCUCACCUUAUUUUAUUCUACUCUUUUGUAUUAGUAAUUUUAAAUUCUAUAAUUCUAAUCAUUUCACUAAUUUGUAUCAUUUUUCUAUCUAUUUAGGCUUUAUCCUCCUGGGAUCUGUGUUAUAAAAGAGAAAUAAUUUGUAAUUGAUAUCACCAUUAUCUCCUAUCACUAUUUAGUAGAGUUGUGAUUGAUAUAGAUUCCAAUUAUUUGUAGUCAAUCGCGCUCUUUUUGGGGCAGGUUCCUGAUUUUUACCAAACUGGUGAUAAUGUAUGUAAUUUUAAUUGACUUGUGUGAAUGUACAAGUUCCUAAUUUGAAUGAAGAUUGUGAAUAGAUGUAGAUUUUUUAAUCAACGAUGUGUCGAUAUUUUGAUAAAAGAAACUUUAAUCU
Strongylocentrotus purpuratus (purple sea urchin) is the source of this 3671-nucleotide messenger RNA. Its product is annotated as fibropellin-1. Gene Ontology annotation, biological process: establishment or maintenance of epithelial cell apical/basal polarity; heterophilic cell-cell adhesion. NCBI's taxonomy places the organism in Eukaryota, Metazoa, Echinodermata, Echinoidea, Camarodonta, Strongylocentrotidae. The record is from RefSeq and is a predicted model, not a curated record. The coding region runs from base 449 to 1909 and encodes 486 amino acids. Gene Ontology annotation, molecular function: calcium ion binding. The transcript is spliced from 13 exons. Gene Ontology annotation, cellular component: protein-containing complex; plasma membrane.